Molecule: messenger RNA, 419 nt
Organism: Meloidogyne enterolobii
Lineage: Eukaryota; Metazoa; Nematoda; Chromadorea; Rhabditida; Meloidogynidae
Source: the annotation of a GenBank genome assembly
UUCUAUUCUAUCUUCAAAUAUAGAAAGUGAGGGAUUUUUAGAAAUUUUAAGAAAUAGAGGAUGGAAAUAUUUUUUACUUGCAUUUAUUGAUGUUGAGGCUAAUUUUGUAUGCAAUGGUCUAUGCCUAUCAAUUUACUAACAUUACCGCCAUUCAAUUGUUGAAUUCUUUUACAAUACCUGCAGUUAUGCUACUUUCGUAUAUUUUUCUUUCUACACGUUACAAAAGUGGGCAAUUUGCAGCUGUCGCAAUUUGUCUUCUUGGCCUAGGCUUAACUAUCUACACUGAUUCAAUUCAUGAUAAAGGAUUAAAUAGUGGAACGAAUAAAUUUAUUGGAGAUUUUCUUUGUUUAAUUGGCACGUUUUUAUAUGCUGUGUCUAAUGUUUCAGAAGAAUGUUUAGUCAAGCAAUAUUCUCGGUAA